This is a messenger RNA of Parascedosporium putredinis, 2658 nucleotides long. The record is from the annotation of a GenBank genome assembly. Lineage: Eukaryota; Fungi; Ascomycota; Sordariomycetes; Microascales; Microascaceae.
AUGCUGCGUGGAACGGCCACCUGCACUGACGAAAUUGGGCGGACACCACUUUGGUAUGCUGCCAGAUACGGCUACGAAGCUAUCGCCAAGCUUAUUAUCGCUACACGGGGCGUCGAUGUCAAUGCGCAGGAUAGGUUCGGCGAGACGCCGCUUCUAUGCGCAGUCAGGUGGGGGAAUGAAGCUAUCGCCAAGCUUCUUAUCGCUACAAGGAACGUUGAUGUUGAUGCGAGGGAUAAGGAUGGCUGGACGCCGCUUCUACACGGGGCCAGCGAGGGCCAUGAAGCUGUCGUCAAGCUACUGAUUGAGACAGGUACCGUCGAUGUUAACGUUAAAAACAAUAAUGGUUGUACGCCGCUUUUAUGCGCAGCUAGAGGGGGCCACGAAGCUGUCGUCGAGCUACUAGUUCAGACAGGUGCUGUUGAUGUUGCUGUAAGAGAUAAGGGUGGCUGGACGCCGCUUCUAUACGCAGCCAACGCGGGCCAUGAAUCUGUCGUCAAGCUACUGAUUGAGACAGGUACCGUCGAUGUUAACGUAAAAAACAAUAAUGGCUGUACGCCGCUUUUAUGCGCAGCUAGAGGGGGCCACGAAGCUGUCGUCGAGCUACUAGUUCAGACAGGUACUGUUGAUGUUGCUGUAAGAGAUAAGGGUGGCUGGACGCCGCUUCUAUACGCAGCCAACGCGGGCUAUGAAUCUGUCGUCAAGCUCCUGAUUAACACAGGUACUGCCGAUGUUGAUGUGAGAGAUCAGUUUAAUCAGACACCGCUUCUAUGUGCAGCAUCUGGGGGCCAUGAAACUAUAGUCAAGUUACUUAUUGCGACAGGUAACGUUGAUGUGGAUGUGAAGGGUGAGAAUGGCUGGACCCCGCUUCUAUGCGCGGUUUUCAACCGCGAUGACAGCAUGGUCGAGCUACUUCUUGCUACGGGCAACGUCGACGUUGACAGUACAACAGCCAUGGCCCAGGUUUGCCGCUUCUACCAGAUGGGCACCUGCAAAUUUGGUGACAACUGCAAAUUCGAACACCCUGGUGCGCAGCGAAAUAACCGAUUCCAGCCGUUUGGCGCCGCCCGAGCCCUACCGUAUUCACUUUCGAAAGAAACCAUCGAAAAAGACCUGACUUCGGAGCUUCCCACGUGGAUAUUAUCCUGCUACGGGCCUGGACGGGACGCUCCUGAGCAGCUCUUUGGUGGUUACCCUAGAGAGCAGAGCACAGAUGAGAUUCGGUUACACUACGAAAGGGCGUCGCUGCCGGGAAGCAGCAAGAAGUGUGGCAACAAGCACCCGAACCGUGUCGAUACCGUAAACCAGUCCAACCCUACGAAUGGAACGCAGGGCGAGUUCGCCGUAGGCAAGCGGACCGUCGGGAACCAGCAGCAAACCUCGCAGCCUUCGAAUCCCUUUAGCACGACCGGUAAUAGCAAUAGCGGGGGCGGUGCGUUUGGCACAGCGGCGGCGACGGGGAGCGCCUUUGGACAGCCCUCGUCUUUGGGACAAAGGCCGAGCGCGUUUGGAUCUUCACCCUUUGGCCAGCCCAGCGGAGCAAGCGGGACGACGGGUGCAUUUGGACAAGCUUCCAGCACACCCGUCUUUGGCAGUGUAUCCAAGCCCGUGUCGGCCUUUGGUUCGUCCAACACCCCUGCUUUCGGCCAACCAUCGCAGCCUACCUCCGCCUUUGGCCAGCCUAGCCAAUCUGCCCCGGGAAGCGCAUUCGCCGAGCACGGGGGUAGUGGCUUUGGCCAAACCUCGCAGAUGGGCGCUACUCCAUCCGCGUUUGGGCAACCCAGCGCCAUGGGUCAGAAGCCGAGCCCUUUCGGGGCUCCUUCGGGAGGGUCUAGCGGCACUACAGGGUUCUCCGCCUUUGCCGGCGGGUCAAAUUCAAGUCCCUUCGGUCAGGCUGCCCAGCCCUCGAGCGGGUUCGGCCAACCCUCACAGCCAGCUACCUCGAGUCCUUUCGGCCAACCCUCACAGCCAGCUACCUCGAGUCCUUUCGGGCAACCUUCGCAAACUACGACCGCGAGCCCCUUUGGGCAACCGGCUCAGGCCGCGACAACGAGUCCGUUUGGCCAGCCGUCCCAGCCGGCUGCUACCUCUAGCCCCUUUGGGCAACCAUCGCAGGCUACCUCAAGCCCGUUCGGCCAGCCCUCGCAAUCGGCGGCAUCCAACCCCUUUGGCCAGCCUCAGGCAGCCCCUGCGACGAGCAGCCCAUUCGGACAACCCGCUGCCUCCAAUCCAUUUGGUGCCCCGUCGCAGAGCCAGCCCAGCGCAUCUAACCCCUUUGCCAAGCCUGCGGACACCACCGCCGAUUUUACAUCGGGGCCCAGGGCCAACAACCCGUUUGGCGCCCCUUCCCAAUCGACGCCUGCGCCUAAUCCUUUCGGCGCGGCCAGCGGUGGCAGCAGCGACCCCGCGCCGGCGACGCAGAGCCCUUACCCGGCCAACAGCCAGGCGCAGCACCCGGAUCUGUCGUCGUACUCGACGCGCUCCAUGGGUCGCCUCACGACCUGGAAGGGUCAACCCGUGACGUACCGCGAGGACGCCCCGGGCUACUUGGACGGCGCGACGCGGCGGUGGGUCAGGAUCUGGUUCCCCAAUGGGCCGCCCGGCCAGAAGCGAGACUGGCACGAAUACACGAUGAAGCAUUACGUUUUGGUUUUACGAUAG